AUGUCGUGUGAGUCGAAUUGCCACCUCCAGCCAUGGAGCAAUGCAACUGAAAAAGAAGACAUCACUGUUGCUUCAGCCGCUUUUGUCUUAUUUUCUGGAUAUCACUUACUUAAUAAAAUUAAGAAGAAGAAAAGGCGCUGGUGGAUGACAUCGUUCAAUAAGAGCCGGUCAAGAUACAAUGGAUCAGAUAUGCUAUCCGAUUUUGUUAAAGAGCCGAGUAAAAAAUUUGGAAAUUUCUGUAGAAUCUCACCAGAAGAUUACGAAUAUCUUAUGAAUAAAAUAGGCUCUGAAAUUGCAAAACAAGAUACCCACUUGAGAAAAUGUAUUCCAGUACAAGAACGAUUUGCAAUUGCUCUUAGAUUUUUAGCAACCGGAGAUAGUUACACAAGUCUUUCAUAUCUUUUCAAAGUAUCUAUCCAAACAGUUUCAAGUUGUGUCAAGGACGUUUGUAAAGCAUUAAUAAAAGAACUAUCACAAGAAAUAAAACUGCCACGGACAUCAUCUGGCUGGUUAAUGAUAGAGAAAGGAUUCUGCAAAACUUGGAAUUUCCCUCACUGCUUAGGAGCUAUUGACGGGAAACAUGUGUUAAUACAAAGUCCUAUACAUAGUGGGUCUGAAUUCAUCAACUAUCACAAAACUUUCAGUAUUGUAUUAAUGGCUUUAGUCGACGCGGAUUACAAUUUUAUUUUUGUGGAUUGCGGGUGCCAGGGACGAAUAAGCGACGGUGGUGUAUACAGAAACACUGACUUAUACAAACAAAUUUGUGGAAAAGAAUUGGAUUUUCCACCGCCGGAGUGCUUACCGCUGAAAGAAAUACCACUACCUUACGUAUUUGUUGCAGACAGUGCAUUUUCUCUAACAGAAAAUAUGAUGAAACCUUACGCUGGAACUCAUAAUAAGGGAUCAAAAGAGCGCGUGUUUAAUUACUGCCUUUCACGAGCCCGAAGGAUUGUUGAAAAUGUCUUUGGCAUUAUGUCUGCGGUGUUUAGAGUACUAAGAAAACCUAUGCUUUUACAACCAGAUACGGUAACCAACAUUGUGAUGACCUGUGCAUUGCUGCACAACUUUUUAAGACGGUUUAAAAGGUCUAGACUUAUAUAUAGCCCUAUUGGAUCCUUUGAUACUGAGAAAGAUGGCGAGAUUCAGCCCGGUUCUUGGCGCGACGACCAAAGCGGAGUUACUUCCUUACUGCCUCUGCAAAAUCGUCCAAGAAGAACACUUCUUUCCGCCAAGGAUAUAAGAGACCAAUUUGCAGAAUAUUUUAUAACGAACGGUGCCGUUGCAUGGCAAAAUAAUUAUUAA
Molecule: messenger RNA, 1302 nt
Organism: Parnassius mnemosyne (clouded apollo)
Lineage: Eukaryota; Metazoa; Arthropoda; Insecta; Lepidoptera; Papilionidae
Source: the annotation of a GenBank genome assembly